This is a messenger RNA of Arabidopsis thaliana (thale cress), 2092 nucleotides long. Its product is annotated as O-acyltransferase (WSD1-like) family protein. Gene Ontology annotation, molecular function: long-chain-alcohol O-fatty-acyltransferase activity; acyltransferase activity, transferring groups other than amino-acyl groups; diacylglycerol O-acyltransferase activity. NCBI's taxonomy places the organism in Eukaryota, Viridiplantae, Streptophyta, Magnoliopsida, Brassicales, Brassicaceae. Gene Ontology annotation, cellular component: endoplasmic reticulum membrane; Golgi membrane; plasma membrane. Gene Ontology annotation, biological process: triglyceride biosynthetic process; glycerolipid biosynthetic process. The record is from RefSeq and is marked reviewed. The coding region runs from base 364 to 1920 and encodes 518 amino acids. The transcript has 7 exons.
AUAGCAAAAGUAGUAAAUUUUGAAAAAUAAUGAUAACUGAAAUAUGAAAUAGAUUUGUGUUAAUUAACUCUUAAAUAAUCUAAGUAAACAAUAGAAUUAUAAAGAUUUUGUCAUAAGAUAUAAUUAUUAGUUUAUUACUAUCAAACUUUAAUAUUACUAAACGUUUUGUCCAUUAUUGCGUUAUGUGAAGAUUGUGGGUCCGAGUUACUAAUUUUUUCGGUUAGAUAUAAUCCAACACAUCCAAAAAGUUAUAUAAAGAAGAAAGUGGCAUAGAACAAUUGGAGGCUAUAUAUCAAGAAAGCGAAUAUUAAAAGUUUAAGAAAGAGAGAAAGAAAAUAAAAGAGAAAGACUAAGCAGCAAACCAUGGAGAUUAAGACACGACGAGAUACAUCAGAAACAUCCGUGAGGAAAGACGACGAGGAAGAAGUUGAGGAGGAGCAACCGCUUAGUCCGGCGGCGCGUGUGUUUCACGCACCGGAGUUUAACUGCUACGUCAUCUCUGUUAUUGGAAUCAAGAAGAAGAUCGAUCCAGAUGUGAUCAUCGAAGGAUUAAAGCAAACUUUGAUCAGACAUCCUCGUUUCUCCAGUAAAAUGGUGAGCACAUCCGUUGGGAACAAGAAAAGACAAACACAAAGUUGGGUUCGGACAAACGUGGUCGUUACCGAUCACGUCAUUGUAUCCGACAUCCAAACGCAAAACAUAGAGAACGGAAACGCAGACGCGUUUCUUGAGACCUACGUCUCGAACCUCACGACGGUCCCUUUAGACAUCUCGAAGCCAUUAUGGCAGCUUCACCUACUCGAUCUAAAAACCUCAGACGCCGAAAACGUUGCCGUUUUGAAGUUUCAUCACUCUUUAGGAGACGGUAUGUCUCUCAUGGCCCUUGUCCUUGCAUGUAUGCGUAAAACAUCAAACCCUGACGAGCUCCCGAGUCUGCCGAACCAGAACCGGUCGUCGUCUAGAUCUUCCAGGCUAAUGGCCGGUUCAAGAGGUGAUUCCAGGUUCUUAUGGUUAGUUAUGGUUAUAUGGUCGGCGAUUAUGUUGGUUUUGAAUACGGUUUGCGAUGCUUUGGAGUUUAUUGCUACAACAAUGUUCCUUAAGGACACUGAAACACCGAUCAAAGGCGAUUUCCGGUUUAGUAAGAGUAAACGGAUGUGUUUGGUCCAUCGUACCGUAAGCUUAGACGACAUAAAGCUAAUCAAGAAUACCAUGAAGAUGACUGUCAACGAUGUAGUACUUGGAGUCAGUCAGGCUGGCCUCUCGCAAUAUUUGGACAGAAGAUAUGGAGAAAAGAAGAAGAAGGUAGGAGAAGAUCAAGAUUCUAAAAGGAAAGCCACUGAUAUGCCUAAACGAAUAAGGCUACGAUCAGCUCUACUUGUUAACUUAAGACCCAACACUGGAAUCCAGGAUCUAGCUGAUAUGAUGGCUAAAGGAUCUACGUGUAGAUGGGGAAAUUGGAUCGGCUACAUUGUCUUUCCGUUUUCUAUCGGAUUACGCGACGAUCCGUUACAACAUCUCCGAAGAGCCAAAAGGAUCAUCGAUCGCAAGAAAAAUUCGUUAGAAGCUGCCCUAACGUUCGUCGCCGGUAAAUUCAUUCUCAAAACAUUUGGAGUUCAGGUAGCAGCUAAGAUAAUAAAUAGAGCAUUGUCAAACACUACGAUGUCAUUUUCAAAUUUAAUUGGUCCUAUUGAAGAAAUCAGCUUCUAUGGACAUCCCAUUACUUACAUGGCCCCAAGUGUGUAUGGCCAUCCCCAUGCAUUGACGAUGCAUUUCCAGAGUUACAUGAACCAGAUGACGAUUUCGUUGACUGUAGAUCCAACGGUCAUAAGUGAUCCUCAUCGACUACUUGACGAUUGGGAGAAAUCUUUACAAAGCAUCAAAGCUGCUGUGCAAGAAAGAGACUCCCGCUCAUUAGAUUGAAUCAAAUCUUUUCUUUUUUUAUUCGUCCAAAUUAAGUCUACCUUUUUUUUUUAUGAAUUCUGAUUAAUUUUAAAUUAAGUCUACAUUAGAUUAACCAAACUAAAUCCAAAUUAAUCAGAAUUCAUAAAAAUUAGGAUUUUCAUUAAAUAUACAAAAAAAGUUUUUAAAAAAA